Molecule: messenger RNA, 2662 nt
Organism: Drosophila ficusphila
Lineage: Eukaryota; Metazoa; Arthropoda; Insecta; Diptera; Drosophilidae
Gene: Nek2
Product: serine/threonine-protein kinase Nek2
Biological process (GO): chromosome segregation; protein phosphorylation
Cellular component (GO): nucleus; cytoplasm; centrosome
Molecular function (GO): ATP binding; protein kinase activity
Source: RefSeq, a predicted model, not a curated record
UGUUCUUCCCUGUUUUUGCAGGUAGCCGGUUUCUCUGUGUGUUUGUGUGGGUGUCGAAAAUGAGAAUUCCAGAAAUCCAGAGAGCCCAAAAAUCCUGCAUCCCAAAAACCAGUCUCAAUUGUAUUUCGGAGUUGAACGCGCGAGGAUCGAGCAAACUAGGCGGCGGAGUAAUCGAAAAAAGUGGAUAAGAUUCUACCAAAAACAUGAGCGGAGAGGAAUCGGUCGGCAUGGACUUUUCGCAGAAAACCUUGCAGGACUACGAAGUUCUAGCCGUGAUGGGCAAUGGAUCCUUUGGAACCUGCUAUAAGGUGCGGGACAAGAGCACCGGUGAACUAUUCGCCUGGAAGGGAAUGAACUACGAUGAAUUGGACGAGGCGAAGUGUGAGGCUUUGGUCUCUGAAAUCAGUGUUUUGCGGCAGCUUCAGCAUCCCAAUAUUGUGCAGUACUAUCAUCAUCUGGUUAAUAGAGAAGCCAAAUCUGUGUAUAUAGUAAUGGAGUGCUGUGCUGGCGGUGAUCUUGCCCAGAUUGUAAAGAGAGCAAGAUCGCAAAAACAGCGUUUUGAGGAGCCCUACAUUUGGCGCGUGCUUUUUCAACUUUGUCGGGCUCUCCAAGUGUGCCACAAUAAAAUUCCCAAUGGAACCAUCUUGCACCGCGACAUCAAGCCAGCGAAUAUAUUUCUGGAUGCUGCGGGCAACGCCAAGCUAGGUGAUUUCGGACUGGCCAGGAUGUUGCGACGAGAUCAGAGCUUUGCCGCUUCGUUUGUGGGCACCCCACACUAUAUGAGUCCUGAGCUGGUGAGGGGCAGAAAAUACGACCGCAAGAGCGAUGUCUGGGCCGUCGGUUGCCUGGUCUACGAGAUGUGUGCCCUAAGACCACCGUUCCGGGGUCGAGCAUUUGAUCAAUUGUCCGAGAAGAUCGCCCAAGGCGAGUUUAGCCGAAUUCCAGGGGUCUAUAGUGCCGAUCUGCAGGAGAUCAUUGCCUUUAUGCUGGCCGUGGAUCAUGAACAGCGUCCCGGAAUCGAGGUCAUCAUUCGGCAUCCCUUGGUGGUGCGUAAUAUCAGCGAACUGGAUGGAAAGUUUCCGAAUCUAGUGGAAACUGGUGAAGAUUUUUAUACCCUGCCAUCAGGAGGCCGGCUCUUUGAGGACGAAGACGAGGAGUUGAUGCCGGAACUGUCCAGCACCUUGUUCACGGAGCAGUACAGCUUUAAUGAGGGUUACGGACAAAGGAGACUCAGUGUAACCGGAGUUUUCACCCCAGAUUUGAGGAGUGAACUGUUCUACUCCGCCAAGCGGAAAAUCUUUCCCUCCAAGAAGCUCCAGCUAUCGGAUCCCGCUUUAUAUGAAAGUAUAAGGAGAGAGGAGCGAGCGGAGGAGCGUCAGGUGGAACUGGAGGAGGAGCGGCGGCGCAAGAAGGAUGAGGAACAGCAAAAACGGGAUAAGGAUAAUCUUAUAAAGGAGGUUACCAGCAGUCCGCGAGCUCUCACCCAAAACAUCUUCGAUGAGGUGCUUAAAACCCGUCUCCAUGCCAUUCGUGCCCAGGAAUCCCUGUUGCAGCAGAAACUGGAGGAAUUGCAGGCCAGGGAACAAGAGCUGCACUUGGCUGAGCAGCGUGUCCAAUCGCUGGAGCGACAGUUGCAAGAAAUCCUGCAGCAGGAGAAGCACACCUGCAGUUGCCGGCAACCAAUGGCACCGCCCAUUCCGCCUAGGAAACCCGUGAAGCCGCACCAUGACGACACCUAUUGCACAAUUGAACUUAAUGAGACAUCGCCUACGGUGGCAAAACUUAAUUUGGCCACUCUACCGGCUCCCAAAUCGCUGAAUACUCUGCGAAAGGUUACCUUCCAGUCUCCCCAGAAGUUUGUCACCUAUGGAAUCGAGAACGUGCCUCCUCCGAUGGCUACUUCGGUGUUAAAUCCACCUCCCGCUGCUGUCCCCAUGCAGAUGAGCGUGUCCAGCAAUGAUUCCGGGGACAGUCAGGCCUCAACCACUCGCAGGAAGUCCAUUCUAUCGCUUUUUGGACUGAGUCGCGGGAAUAAGGCGACCUCCAAAUCCCUGCCAGCGGUGAAUCAGGUUCCACAGGCUGCUUCGACGAGGGCCCAACGUCCUCCUUUGGCUGUGAAGCCACCAAUCACCCAGGACCAGACGGCGGCAGCUCCUCCAGUGGCCAAUCUGUGGACCAAGGAGCAGAAGAAACAAGCUUUCGAGCUGCUGGCUGCCAUGAAUGCGGCGGAGAAGGAGGCGGGUGGAGGCGCAGGACCAGGAGGAGCACGCCGUCAGCAUUUGAGGCAAUCGGUGAGGGAGCGGAACUCCACGCUUCAGCGGAAUCGCAUGCGACGAUCUUUAGUGGUGGCCAGUGGCCAUCAGAAGCUAUCAACGCGCGACCAGAUGGUCAUAUAAUUGGAUUAAUCAGAGAUUGUGAAGACCACGAGCCAUGGAAACCAUGGAGACUACGAGCGUUGUGAUGUGGAAUAAGUUCCGUAAUAUAUAUAUAUAUAUAUUCCUUUUUUUUACACUCUUUUUUUUGUGUUGCAAUAUUUUGCAAGCGUAUUAUUAGCAGUAACUUUUUUUUCACGAUGCCAUUUAUUGUGCAAUUUGCAUUAGUUAUAAAAAUAAAUUAAAGCAUACAAUUUUUUUGUAUGAAAUAAAUUAACUCUUAUGAUCAA